Messenger RNA from Phymastichus coffea, 561 nucleotides. It is a transcript of the gene ATPsynG, whose product is annotated as ATP synthase subunit g, mitochondrial. Gene Ontology annotation, biological process: proton motive force-driven ATP synthesis. Gene Ontology annotation, molecular function: proton transmembrane transporter activity. Lineage: Eukaryota; Metazoa; Arthropoda; Insecta; Hymenoptera; Eulophidae. The transcript has 2 exons. The record is from RefSeq and is a predicted model, not a curated record. Bases 112 to 411 code for a protein of 99 amino acids.
GAAUACGAAAAAUUGGACUGUUCGCCGCCAUACUUUCUUCGGAAGAGCAGAACCAUAUACAAUCCAUGAGCAGAACCUUUAGUGAACUGCGAUACUUCAAAAAGCGAUAAAAUGUCAAAACUUGUUGGCUCUAUGCUUGGCCUUGUGCAAAAUGGCAUCAAAGCAGCAACACCACAGGCACGCAUCAUUCAGAGAUAUGCUAUGGUAGAAUUGGUUCCACCAACACCAAAAGAUAUACCUGCUAUUCGUAAUGGAAUUAAUAAACUAAUCCACAGUGCCAAAAGUGGAGCAUACAAAAAUCUUACAGUCAAGGAGGCUUGGUUAAAUACACUGGUGGCCAUUGAAGUUUGGUGCUGGUUCUUUAUAGGUGAAUGCAUUGGCAAACGACACCUAGUUGGUUAUUCUGUCUAAAUCCGUUAAAUUCGUAUUAGAUGAUAAUAUGUGUAUGUAAUAGAUACUCUUUCAUGGAUCAAAAAAAUAUAUAAUUCUUCAAUAAUUCUCCAUGAAAUGAGAAUAAAAAAAAACAAAUUUAUUAUUUCAAAAAGUUGAAUUGAAAAAUAA